Molecule: messenger RNA, 1838 nt
Organism: Moneuplotes crassus
Lineage: Eukaryota; Ciliophora; Spirotrichea; Euplotida; Euplotidae
Source: the annotation of a GenBank genome assembly
AUGAAACCCAAGAGCGACCACACCCAAGUACAAAUGAAAUAUCAUGACGCCAAUACCAUUGGAAAGCAAAUGCAGAAAGCUUGGAAUGCCCAGAAAACUAAGAAAAAGGGCACCAACAAGAGGGGUAAUAGACAGGUCUCCCAGCAAGAAGUCAAAGAAAACAACCUCAGUAUCUCCAAGGAUUACCCUAGAAGUAACACUUUGUUAGAGCCUUGAAUUCUGGCUCCAAAAUAUCACCACAAAAAGUACAGUGCGACUGAAGAUAAAGAGAAAGUUAAAGCAAUAAUGAAUAUUAAAUAUCUUCCUAUAAAGGUGUCAAAACACAUCAAGAAGAAAAUAAAGUAAUAAAGAAUAUGUCCCUCCUGAGGUCCAACUCGACCUUACUGUUGAAGAUCCUUCCAUUACUGUGAAAUCAAAGAAAAUAGAGAAAGUCCCUAUUAGCCCGAAGAAGGUCCGUAAAGCAAGCAUGAAUGAUGAGAAACCGACUCGUAGCAGGAAGAUGCCUAAGUUUCCUAAUCGUGCAGAAAGUCGUCAGAAGAAGAGGCAUUAUAGGAGCCUUGGGUACCCUUCUUCUCCUUCACACAAAACAGAUCAGACAAAAGUUCAAUCAAAGAAAUCUCUGAAGAGCCGAAUUGCAAAGAGACUUAAGAAGAUAACCAAAAGAGCAGGGAAUUUUAUAAACCCAGCUUACAGAUCUCCUAAAAAUCAUACUGUGAAACCUCUUGAGGGUAUGAAAGACUCCUAUGACUCCCUUCAGGGAUCCAAAAUGAAAUCGCCAGGGUUGACUAGCAGGGUAAAGACUGCAAAAUCCUCUCUAGAUCAUGAGAAGAAGUGUCUUCAUCAAGAAUUCUUAAAAUUGGACACUCUUCUCAGAGAGAAGAAGCAAGCUUCUUCAUCAAUAAUGUUUGCUGACUACCUUUGUAUCUUAAAGACCUUCAACCUCGUCUCUCGUGGACCUCUUUCAGAGGAAGAGGAGACCCUAGUGACUAAAACAUGGCACCAAAUAUCUUUCUAUUUUGCAGGGAAUAUAGUAACCAGCUGUGAAAACAUCCGAGUCUUAAUUACUGGUUUGCUUGGAAUCUCCAGUUCAAAUAUUUUUAGAAAGCAGAGAAACUCGUCAAUGAGCUACCAACCAAAAGUAUUCGAGAAGCAUAAGAUGAACCUUGAAGAUAAAACUGGAAAUGCUGACUCAAAGUGCUUCAAGUUUAGAAAUAAAGCUCAUGUUCGACAUCUGCAAAAUGAAUUUUUUGGUAAAAAUAAGAAAAGAGAGGAAAACAUUACUAAGUCAAAGGAAUCACUAGACCCUCCUAAACCAGAGAGAAAGAAGAUAUCAAUAAAAGUGACCAAGCCUCAGAUCGUAAUCCAGACCAAUUUAGAUGAUGAUAAAGAUGAGCACAAAAUUCAUGAAGAUAUUGAGGAAUCGACUGAGAACGCACCCAAACCGACUGAAAUACCCAAGAUACCUGCCAAGUUCACUAUAGAUGAAGACCUCAAGUCCCAAAAUGUGUCUAAAAGUGGAAAAACAUUGAAGAUCAAAUCGCUAUCUAAGCAGCCACAGAGGUUAUCAGGACCUGGUUGCUCAUUUCCUAUAAAACCAACAGAACCACCAGCUCUUGAAUUGGAUGUGUACAUAUCCGAGAACAAGAUGGAGAAGCUCAUAGUUUAUAAACAAGAUGAUCCUGAAGAAAUAACUAAACUAUUUAGUAAAAAGCACAACCUUCCUAACGAGAAGGAGACUCUCCUUCUCAACGUGAUCAGGGACCAAGUCUCCAAAGUCCUCACUUGAAUAAGCGAGGAGGAUGAAGACAUCGAGUAAUUAUUCUAUAACUAUAGACUCA